Messenger RNA from Betta splendens (Siamese fighting fish), 1373 nucleotides. Its product is annotated as keratin, type I cytoskeletal 13-like. NCBI's taxonomy places the organism in Eukaryota, Metazoa, Chordata, Actinopteri, Anabantiformes, Osphronemidae. The record is from RefSeq and is a predicted model, not a curated record. The transcript is spliced from 7 exons. Gene Ontology annotation, molecular function: structural molecule activity. The coding region runs from base 50 to 1300 and encodes 416 amino acids.
CUCUCCUACACUCACUCCUCUGCAUCCAGAGCAGAAAAGCAGCUCCACGAUGUCUCUCAGUUCGACCAACUUCACCUCCUACAGCAGCAGGAGGGCCCCCAGCAUGCACGCUGGCUCCGGAGGCAGUGGGGUCGUCAUCUCCAGAGCCAGCGCCCCGAGGAGCUUCUCCUCGGCAAGCGUUGGGUUCUCCGCCGGUGGUUCUUCUUCUGUAGGCGGUGGCUUCAACCUGGCCGAUGCCGUUGACAUCACAGACAACAAGAAGGCUGCCAUGCAGAACCUCAACGACCGCCUGGCUGCCUACUUGCAGAAGGUGCGCAGCCUGGAGAAGGCCAAUGCUGACCUGGAGCUGAAGAUCAGACAUUUCCUGGAGAGCAAGUCCUCCCCAGACAGCAGAGACUACAGUGCCUACUUUGUCACCAUCCAAGACCUGCAGGGAAAGAUCCUAGACUCCACUCGCACCAAUGGAUCUAUCGGCCUGGCCAUUGAUAAUGCCAAACUGGCAGCUGAUGACUUCAGAAUCAAGUAUGAGAAUGAGCUGAACAUGCGACAGGGUGUGGAGGCGGACAUUGUUGGGUUGAGGAGAGUCCUGGAUGAUCUGACCCUGCAGAGAUCUGAUCUGGAAAUGCUGAUCGAGGGUCUGAGAGAUGAGCUAAUCCACCUCAAGAAGAACCACGAGGAGGACCUGCUGAAUCUCAGGACACAGGUGGGAGGUCAAGUGAACGUGGAGGUGGACGCUGCUCCUCAACAAGACCUGACUGCUGUAAUGUCUGAAAUAAGAGAGCACUAUGAGAAUGUUGCUGCCAAAAAGCAAAAAGACCUGGAAGCCUGGUUCCAAGCCAAGUCUGAAGAUAUCACUAAGGAGGUUGCUGUGAGCACUGAGUCCAUUCAGUCAUCACGUUCUGAGAUCACCGAGCUCAAACGCACGCUUCAGAGUCUGGAGAUAGAGCUUCAGUCGCAGCGCAGCAUGAAAUCGUCACUGGAAGCAACACUCGCCGAGACCCAGAACAGAUACAGCAUAAUGCUGGCAGGUUACCAGCAGCAGGUAACGUCUCUAGAAGCUCAACUGGUACAGCUGAAAGAUGACCUGGGGCGUCAGGCACAAGAGUACCAGAUGCUGCUGGACAUCAAGACCAGGUUGCAGCAGGAGAUUGAGGAGUACAGGAGACUGCUGGAUGGAGACGGCUCAGCCUCUUCCUCCUCCUCCUCCAAAACCACAACCACCACCACUCGUAAAGUGGUGAUUGUCACCAAAGAAAUCGUUGACGGUGAGGAGAUCCGGUCAGACGUUGUUGAGUCUUAGUGAGGAACAACAAUAUCGAUGUGAUGUCAACCGUUCUCAGACAGAUGCAAAUAAAACACUUCUGAUGAACUGA